This is a messenger RNA of Dibothriocephalus latus, 306 nucleotides long. Lineage: Eukaryota; Metazoa; Platyhelminthes; Cestoda; Diphyllobothriidea; Diphyllobothriidae. The record is from the annotation of a GenBank genome assembly.
AUGCUGAUUAAAGUAGACCAGGGCCCGCGCGAGGUCAUCUUUAAGCCCUGUCUGCCAUCGUGUAUCAGUGCGAUCGAGUCCUCCUACACCAUUGCUCGCGAGCUGGCCGACAGCGUGGAUUUGGUCGUCAGGCGCUUCGAGGAUUUUGGAAAGCGGAUCCCUAAGAAAUUUGGCCUCUCUCCGGACUCGUUUCUGCAGAUGGCCUUCCAACUGGCCUAUUAUAUGGUACGCUCUCCACCUCAUUCCAUCCCAUCCCAUCGCAACCCGAAACCUCACCAUCGGGUUCCUGUAGUACCUCAUAAUUGA